This is a messenger RNA of Dibothriocephalus latus, 828 nucleotides long. Lineage: Eukaryota; Metazoa; Platyhelminthes; Cestoda; Diphyllobothriidea; Diphyllobothriidae. The record is from the annotation of a GenBank genome assembly.
AUGAAUGUAAAUGGGAUUAUUUGGUUUGGCGUCAUUUUUUGGAUACUGAGUUUUGCUGCACUCUUCCUUAGUGUCACGAUCGGAUUUUAUAUUAACAAAAAUUUCCUUACCUAUAUAUUUACCGAACAUGAGCUGACAGUCAUAAUGACUGUGAGUGGAAUCUAUGGCUGCUGGCUGGUUCUGACUGCCAGUACUGCAGCAAAUAUAGCCAAAACGAUGCAACUUUUGGCUUUGGUUAUAUUUUUUCUUCAAACAUGCGUCAGCGUUGUCCUGGAGGUUACCGUUUUAUACCGCGUUUUUGCUAAUCGCGAGUACUACAUUGAACUGGUACUACAUAAAACAGUGUCAACACUAGUGGAAGCCUAUCACAUUUCCGAGCGUGCAAGGAAAGUACUGGAUAAUGUACAUUACUCCUUUGAUUGUUGUGGACUUACCCAGUGGCACACCGAAUGGUGGCUUGACAUAAGUGGUCAUGUGAAAAAUGAAUUGAACAGUUCGUUUGCUUGGGUUCCGGAAAGCUGCUGUCUUCCUCAUCUUCGAUCGAAGGACUGUGGCUUUGCAACUCCCAGAGCAAGACCAUCACAGGACAAGUUGAUGGAAAAUGACCUGCUGGAUUUCCAGGAACCCGGGGAAAGUGUUUACUUUCAAGCUGGAAGUAUUGCAGCGGCUAGUUGGUACAAUAGACUACUUAACGAGCCAUGCCCUGAUCUAAUUAAAGACUAUCUUGGUGAACUUCCAGUAUACGCUCUCAUGCUCAUUAUAGCACUAGCAGUCGGGAAGGCUACCAUAAGUUUCGCUGCGCUCAUGUCCUUAUUCAAGAGAGAUUAA